AUGUCUUUUAGCUUUGCUGCCUUCACUCCUCCUGCACCCCUCGACUCGGGUAAGGAUUGGAUCCUCGCAGAAUGGAAGGAACUGGAGGAUAGGGUGAUUGCUGAGGCGAAGUGCGUCCCGGAUGAUAAGGAGGAGCUGCAGGAGGAAUGGAGGAUGUGGUGUGAACAUUGGGCCGAUAUUAUGAGAGCACUAUCCGACUGCACUGACUGGGGCGGUGCCCAGAAUGUCGUCCUCACGAUGUCCAGUGAGGCAAGGGCCGUUGGGGUCAGGGCUAAUGAGCAGUAUGAACGAUGGAUUCGUGAAUGCAGUGCCCUCGAAGCACGUGCGAAGGAUUGUGAGUCCUGUGAGGUGCAGAUGGGUAUUGACUCCCCCCCGCGCGCCUGCACUGGAUCCGCCCCUGCGCAACCACCUUCAACGGACGGGACAGGCGGGUCUGCAUCCCUCACCCCCCAGAUCAACCGUAUGAAGAUGAAGGUAGCUAUCCCGUCCAAGUCCGCUGUUGCUCAGAAGACCGUUACUCAUGAUCUGCCCUGCGCGCGUUGCAUCAAGGUAAAGAAGGAGUGUGUAGGUGAAGAGAAGUGGUCCUGUAAUGGGUGUAACGCGGUUCAUCAGAAGUGUGAGUAUGCUUCGUUCGGAAAGGCGAUGGGUCUUAAGGGCAAGGUAUCGGAUGCGCCCACCCUCUCUGCUAGUGCUAGCGGAUCCCUCCACUGGUCCGUGUCAUCUCCCAGUUUGGCUGUUCCAUCUGGCAGUGAGCUGGAAAUUGUCGAGGCCCCUGUGAAGCGCACCACCCGCAACACGUGCAAGGCAGCAGAACCUAAGGGUAAGGGUAAGGGUAAGGCGAAGGAGGUCGUCCCUGCCACCCCUACAGUCGAGGAGUCAUCUGAUGAAGUGUCGCACUAUGAGAAGGGUGAGAUCGCAAAGGUUCAGCAUGAGUUGCGCGUCCUGAAGGGCCAGCUGAUCAGCCUCUAUGAGUCUGCCUACAAGAUCUCCACUGAGGUGGGUCGCUUGGAGAGGUGUCUUGGGGGUCUCCUCUAG
Suillus paluster is the source of this 1035-nucleotide messenger RNA. RefSeq lists its product as uncharacterized. NCBI's taxonomy places the organism in Eukaryota, Fungi, Basidiomycota, Agaricomycetes, Boletales, Suillaceae. The transcript is spliced from 4 exons. The record is from RefSeq and is a predicted model, not a curated record. The coding region runs from base 1 to 1035 and encodes 344 amino acids.